AUGACGUGUUUCGAGCCAGAAGCUCUAGGAAAUCUUAUCGAAGGUGUCGAGUUUCACCGGUUCUAUUUCGACUACGGUGAGAUUAGUCUAAAUAACCUUGAACAUUUAGGUAAUAACAACCCACGAAAAGGUCAAUUACACACCACUAUGCUGAAUCCGAAUGUGCAUGUGAUGGGUGAGGAAGGUGCUUGUAUAGCGUAUGUUCGACUGACACAAUUCAUGGACAGGUUCGUUGGUUGCCAUUGCUUAGAGGGUGUGUGUAUUCUCCAGUUCUCACAUCCCAUCGAAGCAGUGCAGGCAAUUUCAAUGUUCCACGGACAGAAGUUUUAUGACCGUGUUUUGAUUGUGAAAAUGGACAAAUAUGAAAAGCUACCAUACGACUACACAUGGCAGAUCGUGCGCGAUCAAGUCAAGCAAUUCAGAUAUGCGGAGUCCGUUGCACCAGAAUUUGCUCGUGUUUGCUUUGCUGUCAUCCAGGAUGCUGACCGUAUGCACGGAGCCUUGACUGGGACCUGCGUGGAAGAUCGUACGAUUUCCGCGGAAUACAUGCAUCAAGUUCCAGAUUCAUAA
This is a messenger RNA of Ostertagia ostertagi, 570 nucleotides long. The record is from the annotation of a GenBank genome assembly. Lineage: Eukaryota; Metazoa; Nematoda; Chromadorea; Rhabditida; Trichostrongylidae.